AUGGUAAGAAGUACAGGACCCAGGUCCAACCGUAGAGUCAAUCCGUCCAAAGCCGCAAGUCUCAGCGGCACGAGAGAGAGCCAGCCCCGCCUCACGCCGCCUGCCCAGGUGCUUCAGGACUGGGCGCUGGAGCAGGCGGCUGCGGAGACUCCCUUGGAGGGACCAUUGCAGCGGCUUCAGGACCAUCUUUUCUGCCAGGGCCCAAAGCUGGUCCUGCCGAGCCGCGCGUUGCAUGCCCCGGGUGCCUGGCAGGCCGAAGCCUGGCUGGGCGCGCAGGUCGCAGGCCCCGAUCUGGUCUUGGAGGCGCGCUCGCGUUGGGACCACGGGGACUUCUUCGACCCGCGCCCGGAUGCGUGGAGGGAAGGUCGCACCUACUGCAGGCACGCGGGCUUCUUAGAUGGCUUGGACCUCUUUGACUGCCGCGCCUUCAACGUCUCGCAGCGGGAGGCCGAAUCCAUGGAGCCGCGGCAGCGCCAGGCACUGGAAGUGGCGUACGAGUCCAUGCAUGCGGCUGGCUUCAGGCGAGGGCGCGCUGUGUGCGGUGCUGGCAUCUAUGUCGGCGCCGAGAACUGUAGCGAGUGGACAUCACUGCAAACUGCUACCAGUUUCACCGCCACGGGCAUGGCCUCCUCCAUCCUGGCGGGGCGCAUCAGCUUCGUGUUGGGCCUCAAGGGCCCUGCCGUGGCUCUGGACACUGGGGACUGCAGCGGCCUCACUGCAGUGCAUUUCGGCGCGAAGGCCCGAGGACGGCUCCGUACCAGAGUUCUGCUGCUGCAUCGGUACCUCGGUGAUGCUUUCAGCGAAGCGGUGGGCAGCGAAACAGGCGGCGAAUCUCCUGUCGCCCUCCGGGCGGUGCUUCACCUUCGACGCCGGCGCAGCGGGGCUGGUGCCGGGGGAGGCCACGGCCGCGGCGGUGCUGAGGAGAGGGAGGCAACAGGCGACGGUGCCGACCCUGAGGGAUUUCUGGAGGCCGUCUCCUUGCAGCACCUCGGGCAAACGGCAAGGCCGGAUGACCGGAUUUGA
Molecule: messenger RNA, 1023 nt
Organism: Effrenium voratum
Lineage: Eukaryota; Dinophyceae; Suessiales; Symbiodiniaceae
Source: the annotation of a GenBank genome assembly